Molecule: messenger RNA, 342 nt
Organism: Ambispora gerdemannii
Lineage: Eukaryota; Fungi; Glomeromycota; Glomeromycetes; Archaeosporales; Ambisporaceae
Source: the annotation of a GenBank genome assembly
AUGUCUAGCUCUUCUUUUUGCCAUGAAAAGGAAGGCUGGGGCCCAACGAGCUCCACACGUAUACUCGACUUUACUCUUUGUUUUGAGGAAGGGGGAAUUGUCACUCCAAUUAAUUGCUUCCUUUUCCUUUUUGGUGUAUUUGAGCUUUACCGUUUAUCCAAAAAGCGGCCUGUGAUUCCGACUAACGGAUUGCGGAAUUGGCACUUUAUUACGAUCUCGGUCGCACUUUUCUUACUGUUGGUUACCAGUUUGGCGAUUUUUUUAUCUACCACUUUAAAACUAGGUGUACCAUUAUUGGAUAUUCAGGUGGUUUCUGCGGCUGUAAACGUGCUUGCAGUGUGA